CUAACGGCUCGAGGUCCACCUUACGACCCGUUUAUAUUUUUUUGGUGGGGGAGGGAAGAGACAGGGUGUUCCGUCGGCAAUCUCUUCAGACUCUCAAAAGUCGAAGAAACGCAAUAACUUCUGAAGGCGGAAGACGCUAAUGCUCCGAAUGUGGAUUUUGUCGUGUGGGGAAAGGGAGAGUUUAACAACGGUUUCGUGAGAGGGAAGUGACGUCAAGGGACCAGGCGGGACGAAGUUUGAAUUGUGAGGCGGCGAUUUGUUUUCUAUCUAAAUCUGUAUACCGUACUUGCAGAAAUAUCGUAGGAGGAGGCGACCGACGUGUUAUCUGUCUGAAAAGAUGCAGCGGUCCAGAUUACCUGUUUACCGUCCAAGACAUCCACAUAAUGCCGUGUCUCCAGUGGAGGCUCCGACUGCUAAGAUGCUCAGAACAGAUAAAAUCUUGCGGCCUUCAUUGAAAAAAAUCUCUGUGAACCAGGCGCUCCCAGAGUUUGAGAAAGAUUUACCUCGGACGUUUAAUUUUUCACAGAAAAAGUCUAGUGCUGUCCCCUUUGAGGCAACAGCACAGCCAUGCAAACUGUCUUUAAACAAAAGAAAGAAAAUACCCCCUUUAUCAAGGAUGACUCGUGCUGACAUGGAAAAAUACAUGGCACUGAGAGUGGUUGAAGCAGAGCUUAGAGACCAAAAUCAGCUCUUGGAAGUCGCCCAGCAGCAGUUAAAGCAGGAACUGAAGAUGGCAAAAGACCAAACAGAUGAGUUAAUGAUUAGGACUAGGAGCUUGCAAUCUGAGAAGGAAACACUAAGCAAGAGGCUUCAGAACUGCACAACUAUAUUGGAGAAUAACCUGAUUGAUCCUGUUUCAGCCAAUAGAAUAAUUGAAGAACAUGAUCAAAAGAAUGCAUACCGAAGGGAUGCAAUGGUACAUGCGGAGAAUCUCCAGACAGAACUAGAAACAUGGGGAAAAUAUGCUGAAGAAAAGAAGGGGAGGCUCCAGGAGAUGAGGCUGAACUUGGAGAACACCAAGGAGGACAGUGUUAAAAUUGUACAAGAGACUGAUUUGAUCCAGAAGGAACUAGAGGAAUGGAGAAUAUCUUUAAACCAAUCAAAACAACUUUUGCAUCAGGAUUUUGAAUGUGCUGAUCUUUGAAAUGAUAAUGAAUCGCUUUAAGGUGUACAUUUGCUAAAUAAAGUUCCUCAAAGGGAA
Rhincodon typus (whale shark) is the source of this 1201-nucleotide messenger RNA. Its product is annotated as kinetochore localized astrin (SPAG5) binding protein. The record is from RefSeq and is a predicted model, not a curated record. Gene Ontology annotation, cellular component: microtubule plus-end; kinetochore; centriolar satellite. The coding region runs from base 338 to 1144 and encodes 268 amino acids. NCBI's taxonomy places the organism in Eukaryota, Metazoa, Chordata, Chondrichthyes, Orectolobiformes, Rhincodontidae. Gene Ontology annotation, biological process: spindle organization; mitotic sister chromatid segregation; regulation of attachment of spindle microtubules to kinetochore. The transcript has 9 exons.